AUGACAUCAUCCACUAACAACAACAUCGUUCGUGAUGUGCUGAUGAUGGCCGUAGUAUUCCUUGUGAUGAUGAGCCUCAUUGGAUCUUCUAAUGCGACCAUCAUUCAUUUACCGAGAGAUACUCGUUUUUGUUUACAUGAACACUUGAGUGAGAAUACUCCUUUCAAAGUUUCAGUAACUCCUGGUUUUACCAUUACUGAUUCUAUUCAUUUCACGGUUACGGAUCCAUUCGGCCAGACUCUGAAGGAUGAACGUUUGGACUCGUUGCGACAAAACACGUAUCACUUGAAGGCUAGAUCCGAUGUUACUGGAGAUUACGAAUUAUGUUUCACUUAUAACUCACGAUUUGUUGAGUUUACUUUCGCUGAUGUGAAAGUUGAAGUUGACGUUCACCAUCAUACUUUGGGAGAACAUGAAAGUGUGGAGAAAAUUGAAAGACUCAGCAACUUGUUGCAAGAUAUCAAGCAACAAAUUCAACUUGUGUCUGAUGAGCAGACUUAUUUCCGUGUGAGGGAAACUCGUUUCCGUGACACCACUGACAGCACGUAUGAAAGGACCUUUUGGCUCGGAUUUUUGAAGUUUAUUCUUUUAGUUACCGUGACUGUUUGGCAGUUAUAUAAUCUGCGAGGCUUCUUCAAAACAAAGAAACUCAUUUAA
Molecule: messenger RNA, 657 nt
Organism: Naegleria fowleri
Lineage: Eukaryota; Heterolobosea; Eutetramitea; Acrasida; Naegleriidae
Exons: 4
Coding region: 1-657 (218 amino acids)
Biological process (GO): endoplasmic reticulum to Golgi vesicle-mediated transport; intracellular protein transport; Golgi organization
Cellular component (GO): endoplasmic reticulum; COPII-coated ER to Golgi transport vesicle; endoplasmic reticulum-Golgi intermediate compartment
Source: RefSeq, a predicted model, not a curated record